UCGACACCUCCCCGGGCCGGGGCUGCGGGCCCUUCGUGGACUGGGCCCAGAUGCCGGAGGCGCAGGGCCCGGCGCGGAUCCCGCGGGACGUGCUGGGCCGGCCCGCGAAAGAGCUGAAGCGGCUGGCGAGGGAAGGCUGCUGGGCCGGGAGCCACGCGGGCCGGGCCCGGCUCUACCCCCGGCUCAUCCAGCGCGUCUCCUGCCGCCUCGUCACCCCCGACGCGCUCGUGUACCGGGACGUGGCCGGCCGGCUCUUCGGGCAGCGCAGCGUGAGCUCGCACCCCCUGCCCGAGUUCCUGGAGGGCUGCCCCGUGCCCACCUACUGCCUCAGCCCGCGCGGGGUCACGGCCCUGAGGAAGAUCCUCAUCUGCGUGGGCGCCCUGUUCCCCGACAUCACGCACAGCCCGCUGCUGCCGGCGCUGGCGGCGCUGCUGCUGCACUACAGCGAGGACGAGGCCCGGUGCUUCGAGAGCCUCUCGCGCCUCAUCGCCAGCAACGCUCCCCACGCCGCCUACAUCGACCAGUCCUUCCUGGCGCACCAGGCCUCCUGCAUGACCUUCGGGGACCUGGCCAGCAAGCACUGCCCCGCGGCCCACAAGCUCAUCGCCGGCGCCGCCGACAACGUGCUCGAGGUCUACUCGGAGUGGCUGUCGUGGCUCUUCCCCGGGCUGCCCUUGGCCUACGCCGUGCGCGUGCUGGACGUGUUCCUGCUGGAGGGCCAGAAGGUGCUGUACCGCAUCGGCCUGGCCCUGCUCAAGCAGUUCCGGCUCUCGGCGGCCCCGGCCGGGCUGCAGGGCUCCGACGUCAAGGCCGAGCUGCAGGCCUUCGUCAGGAACAUCGCCCAGCACGUCAGUGUGGACAAACUCCUGGAGAGAGCCUUCGGCAUCCGCCUCUUCUCCCGCAAGGAGAUCUGGCUGCUGCACAUGGCCAACAGGAAGGCCUUGGUGGAGAGGGGCAUCACCGUGGUGCAGAGGAGGCCAUCCUUCCACCUGGCCGUGGACAUGCAGAAGUUCAGCUCCAGCACGGUCACGGCACAGGAGAUGCGCCUCGUCUGGUCUUGGCUGCCCGAGCGCUUCUCGCUCUUCCCCCCGCUGCUGCUCUUCUCCACCUCCCAGGACGGCUGCAGCCUGCAGAGGUUCUACACGUGCUGUGAAGGCUACGAACCCACGGUGCUGCUCAUCAAAACCACCGAGGGGGAGGUGUGUGGGGCCUUUCUCUCCUCCGACUGGGCCGAAAGGAAGAAGAGCGGAGCCACCUCGGGCUUUUUUGGGACAGGGGAGUGCUUUGUGUUCACUGUGCGCCCCGAGGCAGAGAGGUACGAGUGGGUGCUCAUCCAGAGGCCGGAGCUGGCCAAGGCCGUGCCGCGCUCCCGGCAGCGCUCGCCUUCCCCCGCUCCCGAGUCCCUGCUCGGCUCCUCCCGGGACAGCUCCAGCCGCCUGUCCCCGUUCCUGGCCACCAGGCACUUCCUGCUGCCCUCCAAAACGGCCUCCAUGUUCAUGUCCGGCUCCCGGGACGGCAUCGUUAUCGGCGGAGGGGGAGGCCAAGCGCUGUCCCUGGACGCCAGCCUGCUGCGGGGACACACGGAGCGCUGCGAGACCUUCGACAACCCCCCGCUCUGCCGGGAGAACUUCCAGGUGCAGCUCCUGGAGGUGUGGGGCUUCCAGAGCGCCUAGGGGCCCUGGGGACACCCCGAGUGCCACCCGCGGGCACGGGCACCGGGCACCGGGAC
Messenger RNA from Zonotrichia leucophrys gambelii, 1729 nucleotides. RefSeq names its product TBC1 domain family member 24-like. Gene Ontology annotation, biological process: response to oxidative stress. Bases 51 to 1673 code for a protein of 540 amino acids. The record is from RefSeq and is a predicted model, not a curated record. The transcript has 7 exons. Lineage: Eukaryota; Metazoa; Chordata; Aves; Passeriformes; Passerellidae. Gene Ontology annotation, cellular component: nucleus.